Molecule: messenger RNA, 1398 nt
Organism: Pseudovirgaria hyperparasitica
Lineage: Eukaryota; Fungi; Ascomycota; Dothideomycetes; Acrospermales; Acrospermaceae
Exons: 5
Coding region: 1-1398 (465 amino acids)
Cellular component (GO): membrane
Molecular function (GO): glycosyltransferase activity
Source: RefSeq, a predicted model, not a curated record
AUGCGAACUGGAAUCAAAGUGUUGCUUGCUAUAGGGGCUGCUGUGUCUACGCUGCCGCGCAGCCCGGCAGAUAUAGCACCACAUUCGGUCGACGAUGACGAGGAUGCCCAAGUACAGCAUCAUAACAUUCCCCAGCCGGCGUCCGAUGCAGAUCAAGAACCCCCCUGCCCCCAUGCUGCCCUCUCAUCAGACUUCCUCAUUGUCAUACGGACCGGCGCGACUGAAGCCCCCCAGAAACUUCCCGUCCACUUCCGCACGACUCUCACCUGCAUCUCGUCUUACAUUAUCUACUCCGAUCUGUCCGAGACCAUCACUGGACACCCAGUCCAUGAUGUGCUCGCGCAUAUAUCCGAGUCCACGCGCUCGCGUGUUCCAGACUUCACGCACUGGCGCCACCUUCGCGAGCAUGGCCGCGCCGGCCUCGACGACGCCAUUCUAUAUGGAAGCGGCCCGGCCGGAGCACUCGAGAACCCAGGCUGGAAGCUGGACAAGUUCAAAUUCCUACCAAUGACGCGCGCUGCUCUAGAUUACAGACCGGACGCCAAAUGGUAUGUGUUUCUCGAGCCAGAUACCUAUCUAUCCGCUCAGAAUCUAGCUACAUAUUUAGCAAAUUUCGACGCGGAAAAACCUCAUUAUAUCGGCAAGCAUAUGUUUCUUGACGAUGUGCUCUUCGCGCAUGGAGGCAGUGGCUUUGUGCUGUCACGUCCUGCGAUGCAGAAACUUGCGGCGCAUUACUCGUCGCAUGAGGAAGAUCUAGAUGCAAUCACGGAAAAGUCAUGGGCGGGCGAUGGAGUGCUUGCCAAAGCACUGCAGCAAGUCGACAUAAAUCUCUUCGUCGCCUGGCCUCACUUCCAGGGCGAUGCCGUUGCAAGCUUGGAUUUCAAUAUCAGUAAACUGGACAGACGGCCCUGGUGCUAUGCACCAGCCACAUGGCAUCAUAUGCGUGCUGAUGAGGUGCAGGCGUUAUGGGGGUUUGAGACGGAAUGGAGGGAAAAGCAUGGGGUGGACGCGGUGUUGAGGCAUCGCGAUGUCUUCGCGGGCAUGAUAAAGCCGAACUUGAGUGUGCGGAAGCCAGACUGGGAUAAUCUGUCUACAGAUACGGAGUAUAACAUCGCCAAGGUAGCGCAUAAGUCAUUCGAGAAUUGUCGUGCUGUGUGUGCAAACAGGCAAGAGUGCAUACAAUUCUCAUACUCGAAUGGGAAAUGCUCGGUUUCGGCGAAUGUGAAGCUUGGGUAUCCGGCGACGUCACAGUGCUUGGAAUACUCAAAUGCCGCAGGUGGAUGUGUGAGAAGGGCUGAAGUCGAUGCGAAUGGCGGGCAUGGCGUGAGUUCAGGAUGGAUGAUGGAGAGGGUGCAGAAACGCCGGAAGGGAACGAGUGGGUGCUAUGAAUGGUGUUGA